UCACAUCUCACCCCUUUUACAGUGAAGCUGGGACCCGGAGUGAGGUACUGAUGUCAGCUAGGAAGCUCGGCAGCUGUGGUCGUGACAACAAUGAUGGAAAGGAGCCUCCUGGACCCACACCACUUCCUUUAAUUGAGAACCUGCUGCAGCUGGACCUGAAGAGAAUAUAUGUGACGUUAGUGAAUGUCGCAGGGUUUGUCCCGGAGCAAGGCUGGCCAGGAUGGAACUCUUCAUCUUCUUCACCUUCCUUCUGCAGCGCUUCCGAAUUACUCGGCCACCUGGGGUUUCAGACAAUGAACUGCGUCUAUCAGCAUCUGAUAGCCUGA
Molecule: messenger RNA, 326 nt
Organism: Neolamprologus brichardi
Lineage: Eukaryota; Metazoa; Chordata; Actinopteri; Cichliformes; Cichlidae
Source: RefSeq, a predicted model, not a curated record